AUGGUGGCUAACAUCGCCUGGCACAGUCGUCCAUAUUCGGCGAUUGAUAUUUCUGCAAACCUUCAUAAUAAGGUGACCAAAACGCAAGCCGCAAAGGUUCUCCGGGAUUUGCAUGAGAAGAAAGAGAUUGAAGGAAGAGUUUCUGGCAAACAGACAGUCUACCAUGCUCUACAAGACCCCUCGGAUAUUGCAACCCCGGAGGUAGCCGCGGCUCUCAAGCUUGACAUCGAAAGCCUCGAGAGUGAGAUUUCAAAUCUGAAGGCAAACGAAAAGAAGGCCCGAGCAGAGUUAGCAGCGCUGCAUGCAAAGCCCCGGAUAUCCGAUCUCCGACAGGACAUCAGCCGUCUUGAGAAUGAGGAAUCGACGAUCCAGGCUCGUUUAGCAAGUCGCCACAAGGGCGACCCCGUUCAAGUGUCACCAGAAGAAAGAGAAAAGCUCGAAAAAGAAUGGAAAUAUUGGCAACGGCACGCCAACGUGCGCCGUCGGAUCUGUCGCGAUCUCUGGGGACAAUGCUCUGAGGUACUUCCAGAGGACAUGACUGCGGCGGAGCUGUGGGUGAGUUUUGAGAAUGACGAAUGA
This is a messenger RNA of Penicillium samsonianum, 579 nucleotides long. RefSeq lists its product as uncharacterized. Bases 1 to 579 code for a protein of 192 amino acids. NCBI's taxonomy places the organism in Eukaryota, Fungi, Ascomycota, Eurotiomycetes, Eurotiales, Aspergillaceae. The record is from RefSeq and is a predicted model, not a curated record. Gene Ontology annotation, biological process: meiotic joint molecule formation; homologous chromosome pairing at meiosis; meiotic strand invasion involved in reciprocal meiotic recombination. Gene Ontology annotation, molecular function: recombinase activator activity; double-stranded DNA binding. The transcript has 4 exons. Gene Ontology annotation, cellular component: DNA recombinase auxiliary factor complex; condensed nuclear chromosome.